Quercus robur (English oak) is the source of this 1631-nucleotide messenger RNA. RefSeq lists its product as uncharacterized. NCBI's taxonomy places the organism in Eukaryota, Viridiplantae, Streptophyta, Magnoliopsida, Fagales, Fagaceae. Gene Ontology annotation, cellular component: membrane; cytoplasm. The transcript has 7 exons. The record is from RefSeq and is a predicted model, not a curated record. The coding region runs from base 63 to 1181 and encodes 372 amino acids.
UUCACCGUGUUCCAACUUCCAACUCGGAGAGAAACACCUCCCAUCUUAACUCAGUGUCAGCCAUGGCGUCCGUACCUUCCAUAUCACCUCAGAGCUUGCUUCCCCUAUCAAAACUAAAACCCAGGUCCAAACCCAUCUCGAUGUUUUCCCAGACCACCCCACUUUUCUCGAGAAACAAACAGAAAACGAAGAAGUCGAGUUUGGUAGUGAUAGUGAAGUCCAUGGUGGAAGAGCUGGACGUGAUCCCAGUACAGAGUACGGACAGUACGGACCAGCAAGAGGGCGUGGUGGUGAGUAGGGUGGAGAGUGAAGGUACUGGUUUAGAGACCGAGUUGGUGAGUGGGUUCGGAGCUAGUCACGAGGGCAGGCUAUCCUUCGAAGGUGCCGGGUUUUCUUCUUCGGGCUCGGUUGGUGACGGAGUAGGGAAGAGAGAGAAUGAGGAGACAGAGAGAUUGAUUCAUAGGACCAUCAACGCUACCAUAGUUUUGGCCGCGGGUACUUUUGCCAUCACCAAGUUGCUCACCAUUGACCAGGACUACUGGCAGGGGUGGACAAUUUAUGAGAUAGUGAGAUAUGCACCUCAACACAACUGGACUGCCUAUGAGGAAGCUCUUAAGAGAAACCCAGUUUUAGCAAAAAUGGUUAUUAGUGGAGUGGUGUACUCUGUAGGGGAUUGGAUUGCUCAGUGCUUUGAAGGAAAACCUCUCUUUGAGUUUGAUAGAAUACGGAUGUUCAGAUCAGGCCUUGUUGGCUUUACUUUACAUGGUUCCCUUUCUCAUUAUUAUUACCAGUUCUGCGAGGAACUUUUUCCUUUCCAGGACUGGUGGGUGGUUCCUGUCAAAGUAAUCUUUGACCAAACUGUAUGGGCGGCAAUUUGGAACAGCAUUUAUUUUACUGUCUUGGGAUUUUUGCGACUUGAAUCCCCAGUUAGUAUUUUUAAUGAAUUGAAGGCAACGUUCUGGCCCAUGCUGACUGCAGGGUGGAAGCUUUGGCCAUUUGCUCAUCUUAUUACCUACGGUGUGAUCCCAGUAGAACAAAGACUUCUUUGGGUGGACUGUGUAGAGCUUAUCUGGGUGACAAUACUCUCAACUUAUUCAAAUGAAAAAUCAGAAGCAAGAAUCUCUGAGGCACCGGUAGAACCCAACUCCAGUUCCCCAAACAUAGAUAAUACUCUGGAAUGAGCAAGAUGUAAACAACCAAAAGCUGGAUAUUAAAGAAGAGGAUUUUACUCUCAAUUGUGAGGUUGAAAGAGUAAAUCAACUUUCUGAUGGAUUGUGAUUCGAAGUAUACAAAGCAAUCUGGAUCAUGGCUGGCAGAACUGAUUAUCGUAUAUAGUGCAGACAUCUUAGAAACUUGCAUGUGUAUAAGACAUAACCCCUUCUCCCCUUCUUCCUUUUCAUGUGAAUACAUUGCUUCUACUUAUAUUUUUGAAACCAUUUAACUGUUCACUAUAGAAGUUCUAUACAGACUACAGAAAUUGCUCUUUAAAGGCAGAUGAAAACUUGUCCCAUUAUUGGACUAGUUUGGUUGCAGAAUAUGCUGCAAUCCAGUUCUUGAAAAGCAGGGUUAUGAUUGAACAAAUUUAUGGCUAAACUUCAAAAUUGCACCCGCAUAAGUUUUGGGGAUUGUUA